AUGGUACCAUCUCAAGCAAAUAACAGAACAAGAACGAAUCCCAAUAAGUAUACAGACGGUGGCCCGACGGUAACAGUUUAUCAGGAAUCAUCCUCAAGUAGUAUCUCAAAUGAUAACAAUCGGUGCACAUACAUAACUCACUCUUGCAUUCAGAUGAAAAUCAACAAUAAGAUCAGACAGACGGAAAAGACAAUAGAAGGUGACACACGUCAUGAGUGUCCAAAUGGUUAA
This is a messenger RNA of Adineta ricciae, 231 nucleotides long. The record is from the annotation of a GenBank genome assembly. NCBI's taxonomy places the organism in Eukaryota, Metazoa, Rotifera, Eurotatoria, Adinetida, Adinetidae.